Molecule: messenger RNA, 2262 nt
Organism: Ceratina calcarata
Lineage: Eukaryota; Metazoa; Arthropoda; Insecta; Hymenoptera; Apidae
Product: short transient receptor potential channel 4
Exons: 12
Coding region: 1-2262 (753 amino acids)
Biological process (GO): calcium ion transmembrane transport; regulation of cytosolic calcium ion concentration
Cellular component (GO): cation channel complex; plasma membrane
Molecular function (GO): store-operated calcium channel activity; protein binding; inositol 1,4,5 trisphosphate binding
Source: RefSeq, a predicted model, not a curated record
AUGGCGGAGGACGAAGAUCCAAAGAUAGAAGUGAUAAGGCAACCCAGUGUGGUAAUUCCGCAUUUGCAAGAAUUAGAGAAACACUUUUUUGAGUUAGUCUCCUACGGAAACGUACCGGAUGUGCGACAAUUUCUCGAGGAACAUCCGGACUUUAAUAUCAAUGUAAUUGAUUUUCAGGGUGUAACCGCCCUUCAUGUCGCGGUCCACGACAGAAAUCUGCCGAUGGUAGAGUACCUGCUCACUCAUCCGGAUAUCGAUCCGGGUGAUACCCACUUGCACGCGAUCCGCGACAACGAGAUCAAGAUCACGGCGGUAAUAUUGAACAAACUGAACGACCUGUCGGCGGGUUUGGAGUACGCCGGUGUGACGAUGAGCACCGACUUUCCAGACGAUACGACGCCGCUCGCGGUCGCCGCGCAGUACGGUCACUUCGAGAUGAUCACUUACCUACGGAACAGGCAACACUCACUGAUGAAACCCCAUCCGCCGAGUUGCAUCUGCGAGAACUGCAAAAGCGAUCGAGAGAAAUACGAUUUGCUCGCGUUGGAGAAGAUGCGAAUGUUCGGCUACAAGGCUUUCUCGAAUCCGGCGUAUAUUUGCCAAACAGUUGACGAUCCGAUUCUAGAGGCUUUUAAUUUGUCAUACGAGCUGAAGCAAGCAGCCUCCUUCGACAGAGAAUUUUAUUACGAGUACAAAGAACUUGCCGAGAAUAUAACUCAGUUCGCGACGGAGUUAAUUGGUUGUGCCAGAACCAUUGACGAGGUGGAGUGCAUACUGAAACAGUCCACCGGUUUCGCACAUUCGUCCAAGUUUCUGUAUCCGCGGCUAUUGUUCGCGCUGCACAAUGUGCAAAGAACCUUCGUGGCCCACUCGAAUGUACAACAGUUAAUUACAAGCAAAUGGUUGGAUGGAUGGAUAGAGUGGAAAGUCAUGCACCCGGUCAUAAAGUUUGUGAGGGUGGUGUGGCGGAUCGUCAUGCUUCCAGUGAUAUUGGUAGUGUUCAUGGCCGCGCCCAAUUCCCGUUGGUCGAAAUCCUGGCAGUCACCGGUGAACAAAUUCAUCUCAUCGACUGCCAGUUAUCUGGUGUUCCUAAUGUUCUUGUUCCUUCAGUCGAACAUGGACAAGUCCGAGGAGCUUCGCGGACCACCCAGGACCGGAUACGUCUGGGUUUUGAUCAUCUACAUGAUGUCUUACGCGUGGGCAUCGAUCCGCCUCUUCGUCAUACACGGACCGAACAGAUUCUUCUCCAGACCGUGGUAUUGGUUUGAAACGAUCAUGAUAUUGAUGUUCACGAUGACGUUCAUAUGUUGGAUAAUUGCCGCUGUAGACGUGAGAGUCAAUGGGCAACUCGAACUGGAGAGGAAAUAUUGGAAUAUGUACGAUCCGACGUUAAUUGCCGAAGGAAUUUUCUGUCUGGCGACGAUCAUGGCUUUUUUAAAAUUGUUGUACAUUUUUCAAUUGAGCUAUAAUCUGGGACCGCUUCAAAUUUCUUUAGGGAAAAUGAUUGGAGACGUCGUCAAAUUCAUCGCAUUGUUCAUGAUAAUUAUUCUCGCAUUCACAGUAGGUACAUGCAAAUUGUACCAGUACUACGACGGGAUGGUGCGAACCGACGAUGAAUCGAAGAUAAAAACCGAACAGGUCAGCUCAUUCGUGAAUUUCUGGGCCUCCCUAAAAACGUACUUUUGGGCGCUUUUUUGCAUGAGUCCUAUCGAGAGCGCCGACGUGAUAAUUGAAAACCUUCCGGGAGAAACGGAAAGUGAAACUAUCAUCAAUCAUCAUGACAUCACCGAGAUCAUUGGCUAUAUAUCAUUCGCCGGAUUCACCGUUAUCUCUGUGAUAGUUAUCCUGAACAUGCUAAUCGCUUGCAUGUCCAACACGAUGGCGACAGUCACGGAAAACGUGAUCGUGGAAUGGACCUUCGGUCGAACUGAGGCUUACGUUGAUUUUAUGUUAACGGCUGCGCUUCCACCGCCGUUCAAUAUUAUCCCAACGUUCGUCGGUAUUCAACCAGUGAUGGAAUAUAUAAAAAUAUUUCUAAAACCUCCAGAGGACAAACGUGCACGAUGGGAUAUCAGUCACUGUUUUUAUAUUGAAUCCUUGGAAGAGGAUAAGGAUCGGCAAUUUUCAAUCGUAAUGUCGUCAUUGGUGCAACGUUACUUCCGGCAAAAGGAUAAGCAGAUAGAGGAGAAUGAAAUAGAUAGGCUAACGAAAGAAAUCUUGGAGCUGAGGACUGUUUUGAGAGAUGCAUUGGACACUGAUUGA